GUUCAUCUGGGUUAAACCGGCCGGCGGGUCAGAUACGAAAGUAUGUAGCAGGAUGAAGAUUUGAUCGUGGCUUACAUGACGCUUGUUUUCUCCGCGGUAGCACUACUUCCUUACUACAUCUAUCCGAUACGCCAUUCUUAUUUUCUUUGAGGAUCUUCUCCAUCCCGUUCCUUUCUAAAGCCUCCGUGGCCAGCGCAUGCUUCUCGUUGGUCGAAAAUGCUGUUGUAGGUUUCGCGAUUCUACCAUCCCGCACUCUCCGCAGGAAAGACAUAGCUUCCUCUCUGAUCGAGCCGAGCAUUCCCGCUUCCUGUUCUUAUAGAUACUGAUAGGUAAAACAAAUAACUAUACCGUAAGCAUAGUAGCCUCGUCAAUGUAGGCUUCAGUCAAUUCUUUCCUUCUUGUGGGUGGAUGAAAUCAAAAAACAAAUGACAAUUUUGCGACGCGAUAAAUCGCGUAUUUAUCUGCGCUCACUGUGCUUGCCACACCGCCUUUUGAUUCUGCCGCUCUCACUGUUCUCCAUAUGAGCAACCAGGAAAUCCGUCUGUGAAUAACAUUGGAAGUUCAGAAUAUAUACCGAAGUUGGAUGGCGGAGAAACCGGAAUCCGCAAUUCCUCCAAUAUUCAUCCAUGCGCUGGUCAGCUCGCCUUUUCUCGGCUGCUGGACAGCCGCCGCGCAGACCCAGAAAGCAAACCAUCAGCCUCGAGCAUUUCGUUCAACGAAAGCGAGCACUGAGCUCUGGCGUGAGAUUGUGCGAGCUACAAAUAGGAUUCCCAAAUCCAGCGCAAGAGAUGAAAUGCGCUCUUUUGCUCGGCAUGAAUUCGAGCGAAGUAAAGAUGUUACAGAUCUGACUCAUAUUAGGUACCUAAUCUCGACGGGGAAAACGGAGUUUGAUGCCAUGCGGCGAUAUAUCGAUGAAUUGGCGGCAUGAUUAUCAUGUUUGAAUGUAAAACUGCACUCGCCAAACCUACACCGCUAGGAUCAGGAACGCCUUGUGUAAAAGUGAAAAAGGGAAGAUGCGCAAGUAUGGAAGCAAGGGUGGAAUACCAUGGCUCAUUGAUCUAUUUUGACUCGAUGUGUGUGUUAUACAUGCAAUACUGACUAGGGUCUUCGUACCUCGAUCGUCAGAGGAAAAUGUAUGGUAGUUACAAAUACUGUAAUACUGAUAGUACUAAUCAUAAUAAAAAGAAGAGAUGUAUUUCCAUUUGAA
Messenger RNA from Blastomyces gilchristii SLH14081, 1207 nucleotides. RefSeq lists its product as uncharacterized. Gene Ontology annotation, cellular component: mitochondrion. NCBI's taxonomy places the organism in Eukaryota, Fungi, Ascomycota, Eurotiomycetes, Onygenales, Ajellomycetaceae. The transcript has 5 exons. The record is from RefSeq and is a predicted model, not a curated record. The coding region runs from base 584 to 928 and encodes 114 amino acids.